Molecule: messenger RNA, 1700 nt
Organism: Paralichthys olivaceus (Japanese flounder)
Lineage: Eukaryota; Metazoa; Chordata; Actinopteri; Pleuronectiformes; Paralichthyidae
Gene: prmt6
Product: protein arginine methyltransferase 6
Biological process (GO): peptidyl-arginine methylation
Molecular function (GO): protein-arginine N-methyltransferase activity
Source: RefSeq, a predicted model, not a curated record
ACAUUGAACGCAGCAGCUGAACCCCUGCGUCACUGUUCUUUGUUUGUGGGAUUUGUAGUCUUUUAUAACGCGUUUCUCUCGUGUUGUUGGCCACGUUAAACUACAAAUCCCAGGUUCAUGCGUACGGAAGUAGCGGAACUAAACAGAGCAGGAGUUAGCGGCUUCGUGGAGAAGAUGUCUCAUGUCGUGAAGAAGAGAAAAUUGGACAAAAGCCGCCAGGACCGUCUUUACUUCGACAGCUACACAGAUGUGACCAUCCACGAGGAGAUGAUCGCCGACUACCAGCGGACCAACACGUACCGGACAGCGAUCCAGAGGAACAGCGAGCUGAUCCGGGGGAAGGUUGUGCUGGACGUCGGUGCGGGAACCGGCGUUUUGAGCAUCUUCUGCGCACAGGCCGGAGCCAAGAAGGUGUUCGCAGUGGAGGCGUGCUCCAUCGCCGAGCAGGCUGCGAGGAUAGUCCGCCAAAACAACCUGCAGGACCGCGUGGAGGUGAUCCGGGGUACCGUGGAGACGGUGGAGCUGCCGGAGCCGGUGGAUGUGAUCGUGAGCGAGUGGAUGGGCUACGCUCUCCUCCACGAGUCCAUGCUCAACUCGGUGCUGUACGCGCGGGACAAGUGGCUGAAGCCCGGCGGCCUCAUCCUGCCGAGCAGAGCCGAGCUGUACAUCGCACCGGUCAGCGAUCCGGUGGUGGAGGACCGGCUAAACUUCUGGUACACGGUCGAAGAGCAGUACGGCGUGGACAUGUCCUGCAUGAGCGAAUUCGCCCAGAGGUGCAUCAUGAACUCUGAGAUAACGAUGAACACGGUGUCGGGGCAGGACGUGCUCUCGCACCCGGCGCGCUUCGCCGAGCUCGACCUGCACUCAGUGACCGCGGAGGAGCUGCGGUCGGUGCGGGGCCAGUUCAGGUGCGAGUCGUUCGGCUCGGCGUCGGUGGGCGCCUUCUGCGUGUACUUCACGGUGACCUUCCCGUGUCAGGACAACAAGCCGCCGGCGCUGGUGCUCUCCACGUCCCCGUUCAUGCCGGAGACGCACUGGAAGCAGGCGGUGCUGUACCUGGACGCUCCGGUGGAGGUGGUGCAGGACACGGUGGUGGCAGGAGAGGUCCGCAUGUAUCCCUCGGAGGAAAGUUCCAGACACAUAUGCAUCCACGUGGACUACACUUUAGGAGCAGAGAAGAGGCAGAGCAAGACCUUCUCCAUCUCGGACUGGAGCUCUGAGGCUCAGUCAUAAGACUGUAGUUCACUGAUUAGUCACGUGUCUCUGGGUUCACAGAUGAGGGUGACCAGUGUGGUCAUCUGUUAUUACUGUCAUGUAAAACUGUUGGAUCACAUCUGAUGCAGGUAGAUGUACGGAGGCUGACAUCCUGACCCACAGGCUUCAUCCAUACCACUACGUCUUCAUUUGAAAACACAUCAACUCUGCUGCUGAUCCGUCCACACUACUCCAGAGUUUUCGAUCCGCUACACGGAACAGUUUGGAAAUGCUGCAAUACAAGCUGACCCUGUUGUGUGUGAUAUGCGUUGGUUCACAUGGACGGGGAUUAAAACUGCUUGUGUGGACAGAGGUUGUUUUCAAAUGGAAAUGUAGUGGUAUGGAUGGAUCCACAGACACAUGCAGCAGCUACUGUCAUCUAACCUGUGAACUGCAUUCAAGCUUUAAUGUUGUGUUUCUGCCUAAUAAAUAAUUUGACACCAAAA